AUGGGGGCAUGUGUGUCAACGACUCAAGGGUGUGUGGGAGGGAGGUUGAGCUUCUCCAAGAAGAAGUUUCGGAAGAGGAAGAGAUAUGGACUCAGAAGAAGAGUGUAUUCUCGGUUUUCCAAGGGAUCAUUGGACAAGGUUGAUAUGCUUGGCUUGCCUGAUAGCUCCUUUGUCAACCCCAUUAUCCAAGGAACUAUUGAAGAGGCAUGGUUUGAUUCAGCUACGGUAUUUGACUCUGACUGUGACGAUGACUACCUUAGUGUUCCUGAUGAUGUGGUAUCUCUGAAUGGGAUUGAAGCCAACCGCGGAGUUUCAACCGAUCAGGUGCAUAAACCAGGGGAGUUAUCAACUGGAUAUUCUGUACAUAUCUCCGAGGCUAUCAGAAUUUCGGAUGCUGAAUUUUUUGAUCUCGAUGUCAUGGAUUCUCAAUGUAAAUGUGAUGGAAGUGUAAAUGAAGUAAAUGAACCUGUUUUUCUUGAUGAAUUUUCCAUAGUUGGAGCAAGCUCCGACAAAGAUGAUGGACUUUUGGACAACUGUGGGAUUCUUCCAAACAAUUGUUUGCCAUGUCUUGCAUCUACCCUUCCUUCUAGUGAAAAAAGGAGAUCAAGUUCUAGUCCUUAUAAUUCAAGGAAGAAGGCUCCUCCGAAACUUUCCUUUAAAUUUUCCUCAAAGACGCUUCUACAUAGACCAAUUGCUGGUUCCCAGGUACCCUUUUGUCCAAGCGAGAAGAAAAUGCUUGAUUGUUGGUCAUACAUUGAUCCAAGCACUUUUAAAGUUCGAGGAGUAAAUUAUUUUAAGGACAAGAAAAAAGACUUUGCUGCAAACUGUUCUGCAUACUACCCAAUUGGUGUGGAUGUAUUCUUAUCUCCACAAAAAGUAGACCAUAUAGCUCGGUUUGUGGAACUUCCGGUUAUUAGUUCUUCUGGGAAACUUCCAUCCAUACUUGUUGUAAAUGUUCAGAUUCCGCUUUACCCUGCCACACUAUUUCAAGGUGAAACUGAUGGGGAAGGAAUGAGUUUUGUGUUGUACUUUAAACUUUCUGAAAGUUACUCCAAGGAACUUCCACUGCAUUUUCAAGAAAACGUGAGAAGAUUGAUGGAUGAUGAUGUUGAGAAGGUAAAGGGUUUUCCUGUAGAUACAGUUGUACCCUUUCGGGAAAGGUUGAAAAUAUUGGGCCGUGUUGUCAACCUUGAAGAUCUUCAUUUGAGUGCAGCAGAACGGAAGCUUAUGCAGGCUUACAAUGAGAAACCUGUUCUUUCGCGGCCGCAACAUGAAUUUUACUCAGGAGAAAAUUACUUUGAGAUUGAUUUGGAUAUGCAUAGAUUCAGUUAUAUCUCAAGGAAAGGUUUUGAAGCUUUUCUAGAAAGAUUAAAGAUUUGCGUUCUAGAUGUUGGCCUCACUAUUCAGGGGAACAAAGCAGAGGAGCUUCCAGAGCAGAUUUUAUGUUGCAUUAGGCUAAACGGCAUUGAUUACAUGAAUUACCAGCAACUGGGGCUAACUCAUGGUCCCCUUUAA
Molecule: messenger RNA, 1515 nt
Organism: Gastrolobium bilobum
Lineage: Eukaryota; Viridiplantae; Streptophyta; Magnoliopsida; Fabales; Fabaceae
Exons: 9
Coding region: 1-1515 (504 amino acids)
Source: RefSeq, a predicted model, not a curated record